CAGGGAGUGGUGGCGGUUGAUUCAACAUGGCGGCAGGAGCAACUAAAAGUGGAAGUUCGGGGAUAUUUUGGAUGAAAAGUGUGUCAGAUGAGGAGCAGCCCUUGGUGUUUGUUCCUGGAGUGGAUGGAGAGGUGAAAACUCAGACCCCUUUCAGCUUGGGACCAGGCAACACCAGUACAUUCAGUAAAAGAGGCACCAAAAUGUGGGGAGGAGCCAGGCGUAGAUCUGACUGCAAGAAUGAAGCUACACUAAAGAAAGGUGGCAAGAAACAGGCUCACUUACAAAAUGAUCACUCUGAGGCUUAUACCAAGGAAAAAGUGUCACUCCCUCACAGUGCUGCUGUGGCAAUAGAGCACACACCUUCCUUUGCCUCUGACACGUUUCUCCCUUCAUCACAGGUGUUUUCUGAGACCAGUGGAGCCAGGAGCCAGGUCUGUUUGAAGGACCUCUGUCCUGAAGAUAAGCGCCGAAUUGCAAACCUCAUCGAAGAACUAGCCAGAGUGAGCGAGGAGAAAGAAGAGUCAGUGCAGCGUCUGAAAGAUGAACAGGAAAAUUUUGAACGCAAGAUCCAUCAGCUGGAGCAGCAGAACGUGAUCAUAGCACAGGAGAGAGAGAGCAUGCAGCAGCAGUACAGAGAGUGCCAGGAGCUGCUUGGGCUCUACCAACAAUACCUUUCCCAGCAACAGGCGAAACUAAAUGAGUCCAUUGCCCAGCUCAGUCAGGCGCCAGCCCACAGCAAGGUGCUCAGUAGUGAGGAAGCCCGCAGCAGAACAUCUACUAGCAGAGGUAAUGGAUCCCUCUAUGAUGGUUCAUACCUCAGCUAUGCUGCUACCCAAGCAAAUCAACCUCAAGUUCGCAGAAGUGGGGAUGGAGGAAGAGGAGCAGUACAAACUUUGGGCAACCCUACUUCUCUUUCCUGUGUUAGUGAGUUCAGUCCAUCCGAUGGGCCAAUCAAUCAGCAUAGGAUUUACAAAAGGGAGUGCAGGGAGCCACACCCAGAGCCCUGCCACAGAUAUGAGCACUGUCAAGGCAGUGGUCAAGACAGUGGCUAUGGAACACAGCAACGGAGAAGGGAUAAUAGCUCUCAUCUAGAGAAUGGCCACCAUGACACCUUGAACCAACACGAGUGUGAGAGAUUCCAGUGUGGGGCUGCUAUGGGCUCAGAGGCCAAGGAAGCCCUGACUAGGCCUCUACUGGGUCAUGAAGACUGGGAGGAGAAGAGACAUCAGCUGCUGCUGCAGAAGAUGCAGUUGGAGAUGGAGAGAGAGAGGCUGCAGGCACGGCUUGAUGAGCAGGAGGAGAGGCUCAACAGACAGAAACAACAGCUCUGUCAGUCGCGUCUCGAUCACAGCAGGUUUCAACAAGCUACUCAGGCUGAGGUUGGCAGCUCAAACAUUAGGAAUGGAGAUCCACAGCUGGAUGGUCCCUCCCACCAAGAUUUACCCUCCAGUGUGCGUGGAGAUGCAGAGGUGCAUCCUACGGAACAGAACUUGCCUGACCAAUGCUCACAACCUGUAGGUGCUCCUCUAGAUAAUGGUGUGCAGACACAUGAGGCCUUAGAGCGGUCCAGAAGGGACAUGGCCACGUCUCCUGCAAAAUCCCCUGUGAGCCUGAGUAAGCCCACCUCAGUAUCCCUGAUACCUGAGACCCCCGAGGCCAGACAAUGAAGGACCAACAGUGGUUGUACUGUUUGUUAUAUUGGACAUGCACUGAAGCUCUCUACACGGCUGAAAAAUGAUAUGGAUCUGGCUGUAGUUUUGACAUCAUAAUAGCGCAUUGGCUGCUUGCAGUAGAGUGUGUUAAGUUUUUUUUUUUUUUCUUUGUUUUCUGAGAGCACAGUGCUUGAUGGCAGAUUCUGCAGGUGACAAGGCACACCUUGACAUGGUGACAGCCCAUACGCUACAUGCACUUUACUGAAUGCAAAAGAGAGCAAGGGUUGUGAGACGUAAUCAUUUUGGUUCAAGUUUCAAAGAGAAGUUUGUGUGUGUGAGCAUGUUUGUGUUGUGUUUGUGUGUUUGUGUCUGUGUAAGCUCAAAAGAUAUGUUUGGAAUAGAGUCGAAGAUAAUUGUCCUUUUCCUCUAAAAUCAUUUAGCCUGAUUCUCUUAAAGCCUGCUACUUAGAUGUGGCUUUUUGCAUUUUCAGAUAAUAUUUACACCAUAUGUGUACUCUCACACAUGUAUCUUUUAGCAAUAUAUUGUGUGUCAGCAUAUAGGUAAUCAGAGAUAGGAAUGCCUGCAGUUUUGGGAGCUGCCAGAUUUGCGAUU
Messenger RNA from Seriola dumerili (greater amberjack), 2264 nucleotides. Its product is annotated as KIAA1328 ortholog. The record is from RefSeq and is a predicted model, not a curated record. NCBI's taxonomy places the organism in Eukaryota, Metazoa, Chordata, Actinopteri, Carangiformes, Carangidae. The coding region runs from base 27 to 1667 and encodes 546 amino acids. The transcript has 12 exons.